GUGCCUGAUAAGCGAUGUAAUGCUAGUUCGGCAAGGACUGCGCAAUGUACUGAUAAGGGGUAGGAUAUAGGCCAGGAGCCGCGACCGUCAGACAUCAGACACUCCUGAACUACUCCAACAACAUGAACUCUUUCGUCAUCGUUUGCUUCGCCGCUGCUCUUCAGCUGUCAUGCGCGCAGUACUGCGGCUACGCGGCGCCCCCCGCCCCGCUAGUGCUCCCCGCUCCCGCGGCCCCCGCCCCCGCCAACCCCUGCGCGGUCCCCGCCGCACUUGCCUCGCUGGCCCCGUCCCUACCAGUCCUGGCUGGUCCUCUCGCCAACACCAUCUCUGCCUCCAUCGCUGCCACUCUCCCGCCCCUGCUGGAUGCUGCUCUGCCUAGCCUGCUGACCUCAGCCCUGUCUGCUGCUGGUCCUCUCCUCGAAGCCGCCUUGCCUCCAGGCUGUGGUUGCGGAGCUCCUCUAGCUCUUAGCUACGCGGCUCCCGCACCUUGCGCGGCCCCGGCCAUCACUUACGCGGCCCCGGCCCCGGCCCCCGCCCUUGCGUACGCAGCUCCUCUUGCCCUCCCCCCUCCCCCCAUGUACGCGGCCCCCGCUUGCGGUUGCGCCGCCCCCACAGCUUGCUUCUGCUAUUAAGUUGUGAUAAAAUGUUUUAAUAAACUGAUUGAAAAAAUAUUGAAUUCUUAUUUUACCGUCCCUGCUUAACCCCCACAUCUAUGCCAGCCGAGUAUGUACGUAAGUAAUAUCAGCCUAUAUUGUUGUUAGCUAAAUGCGGUUAGACUGGAAGCCGACCCCAACAUAGUUGAUGAUGAGCCUAUAUAUGUAUGUCCUACUGCGGAGCGCUUGUUGAUCAUUGAUCACUACGCUAGCUCACUGCGAGUUGGCGAUUUUAAAUACUAGUAUUUGGUAUCCACUAUCCAGGUUUACUAACGAUGUUUACGUUCACGAUGUGUCAGUGGUCACUUAGAAUAUUGAGAAAGUACUAUAUAUAACUUUGAAAUAGUCACAUUAGUAUUUUGCCUACAUUGGAAUCGAACCUACACCUUCUUGCAUAAAAAUCCAUAAAUUGUUGAAGAAAUAAAAACACUUUUCUACUAAUUGGUUACUACUUACUUAUUUGUGGUAGAAUUUAGAACCUCCUAUGAAAUUAUGUGCCGAUAGAUGGCGCUUUUAUUUGAGAUAUUUGGACGGUUAAAACAUUGGAUGGCAUAUAAUUUACCCGUAUAUUUUAAGAAAUUGCUUUGCGUAGGACCCCUCAAAGCAAUCUCUAACACAGGUUACAGAAAAAAACUACAAAUAAAACACCAGAAAAAUUUAAUAAUAAAAUCAUUAAAAAAAACUUUGGUUAAAGAAUUUAAACAUGGCGCUAAAUUCCAAACGCUUGAUUUCGGCACACA
Messenger RNA from Trichoplusia ni (cabbage looper), 1393 nucleotides. Its product is annotated as cuticle protein 16.5-like. The transcript has 2 exons. The record is from RefSeq and is a predicted model, not a curated record. Lineage: Eukaryota; Metazoa; Arthropoda; Insecta; Lepidoptera; Noctuidae. The coding region runs from base 123 to 632 and encodes 169 amino acids.